AUAAAUAAUGGGGGAAGAAGAGAGAGUGGUGCGUCUAAACUCCAAAGAAGCGAAAGGAAAAGGGGAAGAGGCCGAGAAUUGAAACGCGUCUACUUCAGUUUUCACUUUCACUUCUUCUUCUUCUUCUUCAACUCAUCAAAAUGAUAAAACCGCAACCACAUUUCCCAUUUUAACCCUCGGUCGCUGAAUCCACCGUCGUCUCAGAUCCGAAAUGAAGGGUCCGACCCGAUUAUUCACGAUCGGACUCAUAUCAUCAUGGUACUCCUCCAACAUUGGCGUUCUCCUUCUCAACAAGUACCUUCUCUCCAACUAUGGCUUCAAGUACCCAAUCUUCCUCACCAUGUGCCACAUGACUGCCUGCUCCUUGCUCAGCUACGUCGCCAUCGCAUGGCUCAAGAUGGUUCCUCUUCAAACCCUACGCUCCCGCGUUCAGUUCUUCAAGAUCUCCGCUCUCAGCCUCGUUUUCUGCGUCUCCGUCGUCUUCGGCAACAUCUCCUUACGCUACCUUCCGGUGUCGUUUAAUCAGGCCGUUGGCGCAACCACGCCCUUCUUCACCGCCGUUUUUGCCUACCUUAUGACCUUCAAAAGAGAGGCUUGGCUCACUUACGUUACCCUAAUUCCGGUCGUCACCGGCGUCGUCAUUGCCAGCGGGGGUGAACCGAGCUUCCAUUUAUUUGGGUUCAUAAUAUGUGUUGCAGCUACAGCUGCCCGGGCACUGAAAUCAGUCUUACAGGGAAUUUUGCUGUCUUCUGAAGGGGAGAAGCUGAAUUCUAUGAACCUUCUACUGUAUAUGGCUCCAAUGGCUGUUGUUUUCCUUCUUCCUGCUACAUUGAUAAUGGAAGAAAAUGUUGUUGGCAUUACUUUGGCUCUUGCCAGAGAUGAUGUGAAGAUCAUUUGGUACCUGCUAUUUAAUUCGGCACUCGCCUAUUUCGUUAACUUGACCAAUUUCUUGGUCACCAAACACACCAGCGCUCUCACCCUUCAGGUUCUUGGGAAUGCCAAAGGUGCUGUAGCAGUAGUAGUUUCAAUUCUCAUAUUUAGGAACCCAGUAUCAGUAACUGGAAUGAUGGGUUACUCCCUCACAGUCUUAGGAGUUGUACUUUACAGUGAAGCCAAAAAGCGAAGCAAGUCAGUGUCAUCAUAGUCAUACAUGUCAUAUUCCUGGGAAGAAAUUCAUUCUCAACAUUUCCUGACAUGCUUUUGUGAUCAGAAUCCAGAGGUUUCUGUCUCACUCUUAUAUACAAAUUCUUUUGGCCCCACAUUUUGAAAGCCUCAUUGAACGAACGAGAUUCCUAUUGUACUAAGCAAUUGUGCAGAAAUAGCCCACCCCAGUAGAAAGCUCUAAUAAGUAAAGUAACCGAUCUCUCUGCUAUACCAAUGUUGGCAUAAUCAAGGAAAUGUCUUUUUGUCAUUUAUUCUUUCAGGAAAGAGUUAUAUAGAAUUGAAUCUCCUAUCAUAUCUGCUGUUAACAUUACUCACAUUUGUUUAUUGAUAUGAUGAUAUAAUUCAUAUUCUUGCU
Molecule: messenger RNA, 1519 nt
Organism: Arachis stenosperma
Lineage: Eukaryota; Viridiplantae; Streptophyta; Magnoliopsida; Fabales; Fabaceae
Product: probable sugar phosphate/phosphate translocator At3g11320
Exons: 4
Coding region: 212-1144 (310 amino acids)
Cellular component (GO): Golgi apparatus
Molecular function (GO): antiporter activity
Source: RefSeq, a predicted model, not a curated record